Molecule: messenger RNA, 1317 nt
Organism: Suillus subaureus
Lineage: Eukaryota; Fungi; Basidiomycota; Agaricomycetes; Boletales; Suillaceae
Exons: 2
Coding region: 146-1177 (343 amino acids)
Source: RefSeq, a predicted model, not a curated record
CGAGAAGAAGGGACCUUAUAAGAACGUUCACAAGAAAUGAGGGGAAGCAGUUUGCUUUGCCUUGCCCUACUCAGAACAUUUUCAACUCCUCCGCAGAGCUCAGCUCAAACCUGAAGCUAUCCUCCUCUCCUAUAUUUACAAAGGGAUGGACGUCGACUGGUGUCUUUCUUGUGAUCGUCGAAUUGACGGCGUGACUACAGCCUCUGGCCCAUAUUGCUCCCCAGAGUGUCUUUCAUAUGCUCAACCAGCAUCGUCCUCGCCAAGGCUCGCUACUCAAGUAGCUACCCCUGCACCAAACACUCACCACAUUCACCAAUGGGCUGCCGCUAUCCCGCCCCACGUACCUGCUGGCGCACCCUCUUCCCCCUUCGCAGAGGCUUUUGAGCCCACUUCACUAUCUACUCAGUCAAUUCGUCGUUCUCCUUCACCUCGUGCCCGUUCUCAGGCAACGCCCAAAUUGAUUGAGCGCACCUCAGCUACAGCACUUGUCCCCACUCUUUGUGUCUCGUCGCCGGCACAAGUUCGACCUCUCCCCCCUACGCGCAGCACGAACUGCGCUUAUUUUAAUGGCAAUACGGCGUCCAACACCACUGCCAGCAUGAGCGAAGCGAGCACUUCCCUUACUAGUCUCUUGAGCGAACCGCUCGUGGCUACUCCUGAGGAAGACUGCCCCUUCGGUAUUGGCGCUUUCGUGCGCUCUUGGGUUCACCGCGACCGUGAACAUGCAAAGUCCAACAACGAAGAAGUCGUAGAGGAAAUUAAAACAUAUUUCCCCCCUUAUUUAUCCGCCAAAACAUCUCCACCUCGUUCAAAAAAAGCCAAGAUCAUCCAGUCGCCUUCGCCUGCACCUAUGAUACGCCAAAAAUUCCCUGUUAUGAAAGCUACUCAUUUUAAUGACCGUGACCGUUCAACACCCACCGACUCCCACACACCUACGCCUGUUAUCUUCCCUUCAUGCCGGGCUGCCGAGCUUGACUGGGAUGACGACGAUGACGACAACGAGAGUUUCGUCCCACAGGCUCACUACCAACACUUCCAGCAGAAGUACAAGCCUCAGAUGCGUUCGCCAUCGCUCUCCCCUUCUGCUUCCUCCGGUACCGGUUCUUCUAUCCUCCUGAUGGCACCGAAGCGAUUGGACGUCCACGGUCGUCGCGGUGGUCGUGUUAUCGCCCCAUGAGGUGCUGCGCGUCUUUUUCAUUAUCACUAUCGCCCCCUUCCUCACUCAGCAUAUUCGUAAAACCGCCUCGUGCCGAUAGGCGCUCAUUGACUUAUGGACCCUCGAUAUCCCCAAAAUUCACCCUCAUGGUUGUUGUUCGU